This is a messenger RNA of Lindgomyces ingoldianus, 2010 nucleotides long. RefSeq lists its product as uncharacterized. NCBI's taxonomy places the organism in Eukaryota, Fungi, Ascomycota, Dothideomycetes, Pleosporales, Lindgomycetaceae. The coding region runs from base 109 to 1710 and encodes 533 amino acids. The transcript is spliced from 4 exons. The record is from RefSeq and is a predicted model, not a curated record.
GUUCGCUCUCUACACUCGCUUGCCCGCUCGCAAUCGGCUUCUUGCUCAUUGCUGUCUAUUCACCCACACUCUUUUACACUCUUGUUCUGCGACUAGCUCUGUUCCAUCAUGAAGUGCUUCAACCUCGCAGCUCUUGUUGUCGGCCCUGCUUCUGCAGUCCCAGCCCUUGCCUUUCCGGGUGUUGUCGGCAUUGAGAAUGGCAUCCACGUCGUCAGGGACAUGACAACCUCGACUGUUUACACGACCUCUGUGUACACUGUCACCCAGUGUGGCCCUGACGUGACCAAUUGUCCUGGAAAUGGAACUGCAGUUGUCACUUCGGUCGUUGCUGUUACUACCACGGUCUGCCCAGUCAGUGAAAUCACCAUCACUCACACCGGUCCGAUCUCCAUGCCGGCUUCAUCCGCGGAGAUUGGCACGCCAACUUCUGUGUUUCUCAGCUCUACGUCAAGUUCCAGCCUGGCAGCGCCAACUUCUACCGCUAGCUUCGUCAUUUCGGCACCGUCUAGCAGCACCGAGGCAAGUCCGACGAGCUCCGGUUACCCCAUCAUAACUCCCACCGUCUCCCACUCUACCUCUGAAAUUGGGACCUUACCAAGCUCCUCCACUGGUCCGGCCGGCUCCAUUUCGAGCUCGGUUUCCAGCUCUGAGGUUGCAACUCCUACGAGCAGUGGCGCUAUCUCUUCCUCAUCCACACUCGCUGGGCCGGUUCCGACUCCAUCAGUCUCAGCCACGUCAAUCUCUUCUGAGAGCUCUAUUGGCACGCCAUCCAGCAGCGCGUAUUCUUCCCUUUCUUCCUCUUCCCAACCCACUGCGACAAAUUCGGUCCCGAUUGCUCCUACCACAGGUUCGCCGAGCGUUGGCCCCUCAUCAGCGACAGAUUCCGUUCCGACAUCUCUCCCGGUUUCUUCGUCAAUCGGAUACAGCACAAACACUGGGCUUCUCCCCACCUCGUUCCCGGUGUCUUCGCCAAGCGGAUACGGCACAAACACUGGACUUCUCCCCACCUCGUUCUCAGUUUCUUUAUCGAGCGGACACAGCACUCCAGUUGGCCCUCCCUCUGCGGCUUCAACCAAUACCGAUGCCGUGCCCACCUCUUUCGAAGUAACGUCGUCAUCUUCCAGCCCGAGCUCGUCCGCACCGAUGUACACUGAGAAAUCUUCAACUCCAUCAACUUCUGUUGAAGGUACUUCAGCUGUGUCUUCUUCCUCGCACUCGCAUCCCGGAGGCAUGUCAACUCCCAAGUCACCAACUUCAAUGCCGUCUACCCCCUCGGGAACAUCUACAGGCUCAGUGUUGUCAGUCCCAGGUCUGCCAAGCUCCUCUACCGCAGGUAUUCCGAGUAGCCUAGCAUCCAGUGCUCCAGCUUCCAGUGCUCCAGCUUCCAGUGCUCCAGCUUCCAGUGCUCCAGCUUCCAGUGCUCCAGCCUCCAGUGCUCCAGCUUCCAGUGCUCCAGCGCAUCCAAUGCUCCAGUUUCCAGUUCUUCAGCAUCUAGAGCUCCAGCUUCCAGUGCUCCAGUGUCUAGUGCUCCAGCAUCUAGUGCUCCAGCCUCGAGUUCUCCAGCUUCCAGUACUCCAGCUUCUAGUGUUCCAGUAUCCAGUGCUCCAGCCCCCAGUGCUCCAGCCUCCAGUGCUCCAGCUUCAUCUGGAUAUUCGGCUCCGAUUCCAACCGGGGGUCUCAACUCGACUACUCGGCUUACGAACACCCUGACUGCAACUUUGACUUCUAUCAUCACUGUUCCGGGUUCCUUGACUCUAAGUACCUCUGAAGCGGCUCUUCCUACCACUUCUGAAGCUGCUCUUCCCAACAGCUCUGGAACUAGUGUCGGAGCCGGUGGAUCCUCUGGAUAUCCGUACCCUUCGAGCGCUGGUAACAGCACUGUCGUCCCACCAACCGUCUCUGCCACCCCAUACCCCAUCAACUUCGGUCAGAAAGUCGUUGGAGCUGGGAAGAGCUCAAUGGUGGCCAUCGUCGCUGCUUUCGCCUUCGCUCAUUUCGCCUAAACCUCCG